Molecule: messenger RNA, 2712 nt
Organism: Rhododendron vialii
Lineage: Eukaryota; Viridiplantae; Streptophyta; Magnoliopsida; Ericales; Ericaceae
Product: transcription termination factor MTEF18, mitochondrial-like
Exons: 1
Coding region: 250-2169 (639 amino acids)
Biological process (GO): regulation of DNA-templated transcription
Molecular function (GO): double-stranded DNA binding
Source: RefSeq, a predicted model, not a curated record
AAAACGUGAGUGAUUUGAGACAAGAACCUCCGCAAGGAUCAAAUUCUAGGUUUUUUUUUUGUAGUCUGUCGCCACAAAUAGAUCUCCACAUUACUACCCGAUUAGGUAGAACCAGCCCGAAAAUCGAGCAGGUACCCUUCUCUCUCUUUCUCUCUCUCGCUCGCUCGCUCGCUCGCCGUCUACAUCUCUGUUUGCUUCAUAUGCUUAAACACAUCAUGUUUUGGUUCCUAGUAAAUAAUCACUUCUUGAAUGAGUAUUAGGAUCUCUGAUUUACGAUUUAACGCAGCUGCAGUUGUAACCAUUCUUUUUGGUGGCCUGAAGCAUUUUCUCUCUAGGCUUCGACCCAGGGCCGGCCCCGAUACUGUGUCCAUUUCCAAAAUGGUCACGACCCAUUUACAUAGAGUUAGAAUACAGUCUGUUCUCAAAUGGGUUUCUUUGGGUUUCCCUGAAAGCAACGUUAGAUCAUCAAGAACCAGUUUUUGGCCAACAGGGUACCACAUUGUUCACUGCCUUAGGUCUUAUGGAAGGAAAAAAUUGUCUCCACCUGAAAAAGGUCCAGAAUUUGGUGGAUGUGAGAGGGAAAAUGCUGCUCAACUUUCCCCCUCUGCGUGGAAAGAAGCCCAGGCUGCUUUACAAGAAUACUUGCAUUCCACCAGGAGCUUGCAGUUUGUUGAGGCGGAGUACAUCAGUUGUAAUUCACCGUGUUUUCUUGAGAAGUUGUUGAAAAAGGUCAAGAAUGAGGCGGAAAUUGGACGGUCUGUGACCAGGUUUUUGCGGUAUCACCCCAUCAAUGAGUUUGAACCUUUCUUUGAGAGCAUUGGUUUGAAACCCGCUGAAUACGCUCCGCUUCUUCCUCGCGAAUUGAUGUAUCUGACUGACGAUGCCAUGCUGUUAGAGAAUUACCAAGUCUUGUGUAGCUACGGUAUAGGUAGGAAUAAUUUAGGAAGGAUAUACAAGGAAGCACCUGAAGCUUUCAAAUUGGAUAAUGGAGUCUUAUACUCAAAGCUUCGAGCCUUGGAGGAAAUUGGGUUGAGCCAGUCUACUGUAAUCAAGUUUGUUUCUUCAAGUCCGAGUCUUUUGAUUGGAGACAGAAGUAGGGAACUCCGUAAGGUGUUAGAUAGAUUCAAGAGCUUUGGGAUUGAACAUGGUUGGAUUCAGAAGCAUUUAUUAGAGGGGAAUUCUUAUGAAUUUACUCAUAUGCUUCAGCUAUUGUGCUUAUUGGGCAACAUGGGUUGCAGUGAAGAGAAACUUCAAAAAAUAAUUUUUCAGCAUCCGGGGCUUCUAUUUGAGGAUUCGGGAAAGACAGCGAUUUCAUUAAUUGGCUUCUUGUUAAAAUUUGGAUCCACCAAAAAAGAGAUUUAUUCUGUGUUAAAGAGAUUUCCUCGAGUCAAGGUCGGAAAUUUUGUUUCCAAUUUGAGGAAAUGCUACAAUUUUCUUGUUGAGAUUGAGAUUGAGGUACAAGAUAUUGGGAGGAUUGUACAUUCACACCCCUUGCUGCUUGGUUUGUGUUGUUUAAAGAAACUUGACAUCUUACUUGCAGAUCUGAAUACUGAGAAGGAGCAGCUUUGUGAUGCUGUCCUGGAGGACCCACGCGUGUUGAAGGGUUGGGUUAUUGAAUCAAGGGUCAAACAGGUAUCAAAUCUAGGGGUCAAACAGGUAUCAAAUCUAGGGGCAGAGGAGCUAAGAUCAAGGAUGAUGAAGAUGAAGUUCCUUAUGGACUUAGGUUUUGUUGAAAACUCAAAUGAAAUGACGAAAGCUCUUAAGGUGUUUAGAGGCAAAAGAGAAGAACUUCAGGAAAGAUUUGAUUGUUUCGUGAAGGCCGGUUUGGAUAGGAAAGAUGUCUCAGAGAUGAUCAAAGUAGCUCCUCAAGUUCUUAACCAAUCAGAGGAGGUGAUUAAAAGGAAGAUGGAUUUUCUUGUUAAUGGUUUGGGCUAUCCUGUUUCAUCUCUAGUGGCCUUCCCAGCUUUUGUUUCGUACACUAUUCAGAGGGUUAAGCUUAGGUUAUCAAUGUAUGAUUGGCUUAAAGAGCAAAAGAUAGUGCGGCCCAACUUGUCGUUUAGCACUAUCGUUGGAUGCUCUGAUGAACUAUUCAUAAAGCAGUAUGUAAAUAAACACCCUAGAGGCCCCAAAAUUUGGGAGAAGCUCAAGAAAAAGAUUUAUCCCAAUUGAAAACUGCCUAGUACUUUUGACUUGUACCAUCUAUUUAGUGCAAAUCAAGUGAAGGGUUUGCAUGGAGAGGCUUUUCUAGCAGAAAUCUGUGACCGUGAAAAUUCUUCAGCAUGAUUCAGACAUACUAUAAUGUACGUUUGAAGGGAAUCCCCUCAAUCCAACCUGCAUUACACCAAACAAACUUGAUCUAGGCACAGGUAAUUGUGUUUUGAGUUUUAGUGGGCUAUUUUCCGUAAGUUUUUUUUUGCAGAGGAUAGGUUUUCUAUGAGAAACUUCAUUCAGUCAACUGAAACGUGUUCACUUGUGUUUUGAUGGCAUUUGGACAUGUUUACGUAUUAACUUUUCUUUGUAUCCUUUUCUUUUCCAUACCAUUGUUGUUGUUUAGAAAAAAGAGGAGCAUGCCGUAGGUUUGAGUAGUUAAUGACUAACUUAUGAUGCUGAUUAAGGCAGCGAGUCCAUUGCAAAACUGUAACUGAUGUCUGCAAAGGCUACGAGCCUAUGAGAAUUGAGAAGUGACCACAUCACAGGUUGAUGAUUUCUAUG